Rhinocladiella mackenziei CBS 650.93 is the source of this 1905-nucleotide messenger RNA. RefSeq lists its product as uncharacterized. The coding region runs from base 1 to 1905 and encodes 634 amino acids. The record is from RefSeq and is a predicted model, not a curated record. The transcript has 2 exons. NCBI's taxonomy places the organism in Eukaryota, Fungi, Ascomycota, Eurotiomycetes, Chaetothyriales, Herpotrichiellaceae.
AUGAGUUUUUGGCCCUUGAGGUUAGUCAACCGUCACUUGGAAAGUGACAAUUCGCCGAAACCCGAGGAAAGCUCAGAACGGUUACCAUUGCCACCAGCAGACCUAGUCUUGCCUUCGGAUAAUGAACAAGAUGCGUCGAACGCCGAAAUCCAAUCUUCUACAGGCCCCAUACCGGUGUCGCCUUCGGAAGGCAAUCUCGUCUUAUCCCAGUCCGAGUCUUCGAGUGACACGCACGGCGAGAUGGUACAGGCUUCAGUCGCGCACGGGGUAGAAGAGGUGGAAAGUCCCUCACAAGGGGAUGGAGCAAAUCAAACUUCAAGUCCUCCUUUAACUCAAGUGCCACCCGCACCACCACUCCCAAAAGACGAGGUAUCUGGUAAAGAACCUGGAACGUCGUCGGUAAACCCUUCUGAGGAAAUGGUAGUGUCAAACCUGGUAGAAACUUUACAUUCCUCGGAAAGUAGCCUCGGCCAGUCUUCCAAAGAGCAGAUCUUGCUUGCACAACAAUACAUCGCGGUAAACCCAUCAACAAACUUUGGACAACCUGAGCUAGCGAAAUCUUUGGAUCCCAUGGAACAACUGUCCAACCCCCUGCAUGAUCAAAACCAAUUAUCUGAACCCCCACAGCCGAGCAAUGAAGACCAAAAGACCUCAUCCGGCCUAGCAUUGGAAUUGAAUGACAAGGAAAGUCAUGGUGGUGUCCCUGAUUCUGACGAUCGCUCUGUAUCAUUACGGAGAAAAUGGUAUCAGCUCAACAGCUUGAUGGAUUCCUUCUCGACAAAUUUAAUUUUCGCCGGCGAUCUGCGAAGAGAUAUUACAGAGACGAGGGAACGAGCUUUGCAAAGUAUUGACGCAUUCAUGGCUUCCAGCAAGGAUCCGAUUUUGCAGGAUCUUUGGAACUCUUUGUCAGCGCUGCAAGCUUCUGAACAAAAACUCAAGGUAGCGGAUGAGGAACUGAUCCAUCAAGGCUAUGAAGCACGAGCCCAAGGCUCCAAGAUUUUCGGCCAGUCCGCACCUGAGUCGUUCCAAAUUCUGGACCAGCAAGGCAUUAUUGUCCAAUCCCAAGAUAGUGAAGACGACGACUCGGCUCUUCUGGCAGAUGAUAUUCGAUGCGAUCAGACUUACGAGGCUCAACUCUAUCUCUCCAAGAUGGGCGAUGUGGAUCUCCUCAAAGAGAGCCUAAUGGAAGUGGACGCGGAGCUACACCUGGUUGAGAAGAGUGACAUCCUUGAUGACCAUGAACCAGAGCUCCGGUCCCGACAACAAGAGCUCUUAGAACAGCUCGAUAAAGCUGAAAAUGAUCUCACUGUCCUACGAGACAAUCUCCCUGAGAGAAAAGUGGACAUACCGGAAGAGCAACUGCGUCCUCCUGGGGAAGAAGAGGAAGCGGUUCUUGGGGCAAGUGACGUCAGCGAACGACCGGCGCAAGACCACAACCAAGAUCCUGAAGCAGACUCUCAGUUUCUGCUAGGUCCUCAGAAGGGUGGUCUGCUGUCCAUCUUGGAAAAAGUGACGGAUGACGAUCAUAUUAAAUACGACACUCUGGUCAACGCCUAUCUCUUGCAUCAGCUCAGGGUAUCAUUCAAGGAGCAAGAGGAACUUGCUAAGACAUUACGAGAAGUUGCACAAGAUACAAAUCAACCAGUGGAAACAGACCCUAAGCUCUUGAAAUUGGAUCAUUGGUUUGAAGAAGAGCGGAAGUCCAAAUCGAGUAAACUUCUGACCCGAGCCUUUUUCAGUGACGAUAUGUCUAUCGCAACACACGCGGAGCCAUCCCAAUUGACUCAUGGAAUCAGCGAGCCUAAUGAACCACGAAAGCCCCAUCGUUUUCACACUGGCGACAAUAUGCAGCGACUCAAUUUGUAUUCCCGAAAUCAGAAAGGUGGUGCAAUGUCUCUCCGUUGA